Salvelinus namaycush (lake trout) is the source of this 3073-nucleotide messenger RNA. Its product is annotated as vesicle-associated membrane protein 1-like. Gene Ontology annotation, biological process: SNARE complex assembly; vesicle fusion; vesicle-mediated transport. Gene Ontology annotation, molecular function: syntaxin binding; SNAP receptor activity. The transcript has 5 exons. Gene Ontology annotation, cellular component: plasma membrane; SNARE complex. Bases 756 to 1136 code for a protein of 126 amino acids. The record is from RefSeq and is a predicted model, not a curated record. NCBI's taxonomy places the organism in Eukaryota, Metazoa, Chordata, Actinopteri, Salmoniformes, Salmonidae.
GGGAGCGACGCAUUAUUGCAGUAUAGUGCCAUCACACAAACACACUAACGAAACUAGCGCACAAACCGACACACAUAUACGCUUCGACACACUCGCCGGGAGAGGGGGAACAACGGCGGUGUUAGAUAAUUCUAGAUAAUUCUGAAACUAGACCACGGGAAAAUAGUGAAAUUAUAUAAUUGGGUAAUGCAAAGGAAAGUGAAAUCAGUUGUGUUUAGCUUUUGAAGGGGAACGUGCAACUUAAACCAUUGGUGUGAUUUUGAGCAUCUCGACUCAGCAUCUUUGGAGUAUCACGACUUCUCUUGCAUAGAUUUAUUAUUUAAAGAAAUUCGCCAAGCAUCCUUGGAUUUAUCCCUUAUGGAUUUUACGAGCUGAAAUUGAGAAUCUGUGCACCACCCGAAUUCACUUUCAACCUCUUGUUCCGCUGCCUUUCUUCGAGUGAAUUAUUACCCGACGCUUGCCUGGGUAUUGCGGUACUUUGGGGAUGACUUGCGGUGCUAAAGCAUUGCUUUGAGGUUACUGCAUCAGCUUCUGCGUCCGUUUGUUAUUAACGCAUCAUUUUAAUCAGUCGAGUCUCUGAGGUUCUGGACAUCUUUGGACGACAGCAGAGAUUUUCCCAUUGCUUUUUUGUGAUUUCGCGUUUUAAUUUUUUACUUCAGACCCUUCCCCCUUUCGUCUCUCGCGCCCCCCCCCCCCCCCCUCCCUUCCCCUACCGCUCAGUGACAGUGUGUCAGUUCCAAGCAGCUGCAUAGAAGAUGUCUGCCCCAGAUGCUGCUCCUCCAGCUGGACCUCCCGGAGCCCCAGGGGCCCCAGGAGCAGACGGAGCCCCAGGUGGAGGGCCCCCACCCCCUCCUCCCAACACCUCCAGCAACCGCAGGCUACAACAGACACAAGCCCAAGUGGAGGAGGUGGUGGAUAUUAUGCGGGUGAAUGUGGACAAGGUUCUGGAGAGGGACCAGAAGCUGUCGGAGCUGGAUGACAGAGCGGAUGCCCUCCAGGCCGGGGCCUCCCAGUUCGAGAGCUGUGCAGCCAAACUAAAGAGCAAAUACUGGUGGAAAAACGCAAAGAUGAUGAUCAUUAUGGGUAUCAUUGGAGUUCUUGUGGUCGGAGUCCUUUUCUUGUACUUCUUCUAUUGAGUUAUCCCAGCGUGGCAGGACACAGACAUGAGAGCGAAAUAGGAGAGAACAUCGAAAACAAAAUCGACACAAAUCCAAACUCCAGUCCCGCCCCCUUUUCCUCCACACCAGGUCUUCCAUCUAGCACUUAAACAUGACGCUCCUGUGUAGAUGUUGUUGCUCUCUUUUCUCUUUGUCCUCCUGCCCUUCCCGUCUCUUUGAUCCAUCUUUCUUCCUCUGUCUUGGCAUGCUGUCUCACUCACUCUCUCCUGCCUCUGCGUCUCAUACAUUAUUGAAGUGUGCAGUAGGGAAAGAGAGAGAAAGCAGGAAGAAGUGAAAGAGAGAGAGAAAGCAUGGAGAGAGAGAGUGAGUGCAAUGAGAGAGCGCAGCAGUUCUUUCUAUCCGCCAAAGCUUGUUCGUGUUACCUUUUGGAGAGCGUACCACAUUUGUAAAUUGAUACUGACAUACAGUACCUAACAACCCCUCCUGAUCCCCUACCUCAUACCACUACCAUUAUUAAUACUACUUACUAAUACAAGGUCAUGGUUAAGAUUAUGAUCAUUUUGUCAUGUGUGUGUGUGUGUGUGUGUGUGUGUACUUGUGAUCCAAAUCAGUGUAGCCAGUAGCUUUUUCCAGGGUUAGUUGAUGUAGGCCUUGACUGGCAUUCCUGCCUUUUCCUUUACCUCCCUCUUUCUCUCACUCACUGACUGUGGUGUUUAAGAGAGAGAUAGAGAGAGGAUAAGAAAAGCCAGGAAGGAUACUGGAAAAGGCAGAAACGACUUUUGGGACACUGACUUUUAGUAUAUCUUUAUUCUUGUACCACAGACAGACAGACGGACAGUUAGCUAGAUUAACAUUGACAGACAGAAACAGACAAUCUGUACCUACAUAGAGUAUUCUUUCAGGAGUGCAGACAAAAGUCUAUACAGCAUUAACUCUCGACACACCUAAAGGCAGGUCUGUGUAAUAACACUGCAUAGUACAUUUUUGAUUGAUUAGUGAGCAGCUUUACUGUGUUGUGGUUGUGUUCAGACACUCUUGUACGUUCUAGUAGAGAGGGUACAGGGUUAGGGAGGAAUGGUUCAAUAGACUGUCCCCUAUCUGGAGAGGACAUAACCAAAUAACCCCCCAAAUAACCCACUCCCUGCCCAUCAAACCAACAAAAACACACACACUGUUACCUACAGUAGACUUUAGGCUGUUACCUACAAUAGGCUGUUACCUACAGUAGCCAAUAGGCUGUUACCUACAGUAGCCAAUAGGCUGUUACCUACAGUAGCCUAUAGGCCCAAUGGAAGUAGUGUUUGUGUCUUACUUGACUUGCAUGGCAGACGAUGUCCAUAGUUUUGCCUAUUUGUGUGACCUAUGUAUCUGCCAUUUCUGAAACUAACUGCCGAUUGUACAUUUAUUUUGUUUGGUUUAGUGGUUUUCAGGACCUGUGUAUAGGCUACUGUAUCUAUGCGCUCAAUUAAUAACUCAUGCGUAUGCAAUGUAGUGAAGCUCAAGAGUUUGCUAAAUUUUUGUUGCUCACAUGCUUUCGAAAUAACUAAUACACAACCAGAGAACAAUGGUUACUACAGUAGUAUUCUGACGGGAAAAAAACUAAAAACGUAAAUCGUAGUACCGUACAAGUAGUACCAUAAAGUACUUCAUCUUUGCCAGACUAUUGCUCCUGAAAAUGUGUUUUUUAGUAAGUUUAUAUUUUACCUUUGGUGUUGGAUAUUCCAGAAAAUAUAAUUUUCCUCUCAAUGGUUGAUACAGAGGGACUGUUUGACACAUUGUAAAAAAAAAUAUGAAAAAUAGCUAUGUGUAAAUUGCAUUUAUGAAUGAAAAUAGUGGUGAUUACUCAACAAUGAUCUAAUAAUAUUGUGCAAUAAUAUUAUUAGGUAAGAAAUUAUACAACAUGAGAAUACUGCGAGAGAUAAAACUGGAUCAUGAGAAUUCUUUAAACGCAUGCU